CAGGGCUGCCUUCUGCUCUGCAUCUGGCAAAGUGGAGAUUGUUGUCAUCAGUGACCCCUUCAUUGACCCCAGCUACAUGGUCUACAUGUUCCAGUAUGACUCCACCCAUGGCGAGUUCAAUGGCACAGUCAAGGCUGAGAAUGGGAAGCUUGUCAUCAAUGGGAAGCCCAUCACCACCUUCCAGGAGCGAGAUCCCGCUAACAUCAAAUGGGGUGAUGCUGGUGCUGAGUACGUUGUGGAGUCCACUGGCGUCUUCACCACCAUGGAGAAGGCCGGGGCCCACUUGAAGUGUGGGGCCAAAAGGGUCAUCAUCUCCAUCCCUUCUGCGGAUGUCCCCAUGUUUGUGAUGUGUGUGAACCAUGAGAAAUAUGGCAAAUCACUCAAGAUUGUCAGCAAUGCAUCCUGCACCACCAACUGCUUAGCUCCCCUGGCCAAGGUCAUCCAUGACAACUUUGGCAUCGUGGAAGGGCUCAUGACCACAGUCCAUGCCAUCACUGCCACUGUGAAUGGCCCCUCUGGAAAGCUGUGGCGUGAUGGCCAUGGGGCUGCCCAGAACAUCAUCCCUGCAUCCACUGGUGCUGCCAAGGCUGUGGGCAAGGUCAUCCCAGAGCUGAACAGGAAGCUCACUGGCAUGGUCUUCCGUGUUCCUACCCCCAAUGUGUCCAUUGUGGAUCUGACAUGCCACCUGGAGAAACCUGCCAAGUAUGAUGACAUCAAGAAAGUGGUGAAGCAGGUAUCUGAGGGCCCACUGAAGGGCAUCCUGGGCUACACUGAGGACCAGGUUGUCUCCUGUCACUUCAACAGCAACUUCCACUCUUCUACCUUUGAUGCUGGGGCUGGCAUUGCUCUCAAUGAAAACUUUGUAAAGCUCAUUUCCUGGUAUGACAAUGAAUAUGGCUACAGGAACAGGGUCGUGGACCUCAUGGCCUACAUGGCCUCCAAGGAGUAA
Messenger RNA from Arvicanthis niloticus (Nile rat), 949 nucleotides. The record is from RefSeq and is a predicted model, not a curated record. NCBI's taxonomy places the organism in Eukaryota, Metazoa, Chordata, Mammalia, Rodentia, Muridae.